Messenger RNA from Closterium sp. Yama58-4, 3060 nucleotides. NCBI's taxonomy places the organism in Eukaryota, Viridiplantae, Streptophyta, Zygnematophyceae, Desmidiales, Closteriaceae. The record is from the annotation of a GenBank genome assembly.
AUGGCGAUUUUCUCUCGUCAUCCGUUCGCUUCCUCUUCUCUUCCGUCAGCGUCAGACGAUAGCUUCGCGAAUCAGUCACGCCAGUCGGUCGACGCUCAUGAAGCAAGUCCUUUCAGCAAAAUAGCAUCGCGUCUGAACGUUCCCCGACAAACCAGAACGCCGGGCCCGCUCAUCCCGCUGGUGAAUCGCGACACGCUGCUGGGCCGCCUCGUGCCUCCGCCCUUCCAGUUCGCCAGCCCCUCCGUCUCCGCGCGCCACUGCACCAUCUCCUGCCUCCCCCCGCCUCCCCCUUCCGCUGGGGAAGCCCCUGCGCCUCCUCAGGCGGGCGACGCACGCGCCUCUCCGCAGGGGGAAGCGGCUGCUGGGGUGGAGGAAGCAAAAGCAGGAGCUGAGAGGGAUGGAGGAAGCAGGGAGGCGUUUGUUGUUGUGGUGACGGACAGGAGCUCCAACGGCACGUUCAUCAACGGCAAUCGACUGCAGAAAAACGGACCUCCCCAGCAGCUGAAGCAUGGCGAUGUGCUGUCGCUCGUGGGGCCGCCAGAGACAGGAAAACUUACAGGCAGGCGCAUAGCAGCAGGUGGAGAGGGAGCAGGCAAUGGCAGCAUGCGCGGAGUGAGUGUGAAGAAAGAGCAAGGAGAGGGCACAGCCGGAGCAGACACGGCGACAGUGCUGGUGAAGCGGAAGGCUCAGGCCUUGAGCCCUAGUGCAAGCCCAAUGGUGUUAGAUGCAAGCCGUGGGGCGGACACCACUCACGCCCCCCCUGUGGGGUUAGGUUCCCCUUCCGUGAAAGGCCAGAUGCUGCCUCCUCCUCCGCGUUCCUCGCCAGCAGCAGCGCGCCGACUGUCCACGCGCUCUCCCCCACCGCUCCCAGGGUCGGGGUUGGGAGCAGAGGACGUAGUAGUGGGUCCAGACGAGGGAGGGGUGGCAGCAGGUAGGGUCCCAAAGCGAAGACGAGGGUCGAAGGGGGGGCUUCAGGGCUCGGUCUCCCCUGAUAGUGCUGCUGGUGCAGUCGAAUUGGCUACUGCCCGUUCUGGGGCAUCAACGCCUGGCAGUGGCAGGGCUGCCCUUGCUCCAGUCACUCCUAUUGCUCUCCCGGGUGCUGCCGUUGCUUCUGCUGCUGCUGCUACUGGCGCGGGUUCGCCUGCUGAGGUGGCACUGCCUGCUGCUGACGUGGCGAUUUUGGAGGAGAUGAAGCAGCUGCGGCGGGCCAAUGAGGAGCUCCGGCAGCAGCUGGAUGCAGAGGCUGCUCGGAUGGAUGAGAUGCUGAGUCAGCGACAGCAGGAGGAGCGACGGCAUGAGGAGGCUAAGAAGGAGGAGAGGCAGGCAGCCAUUGACUCGCUCUCUGCCAAGCUGGUGAGAGUCCCGUUCAUGUGCUCAUCGUCAUAUUGUACCAAUGUGCUGAACUUACAUUGUCAACACAUCAUGGCGCACUUGCCAUCCAUAACAGCCCUCCCUCACUUCCUCUCUCCCUGUUGUGCGCCUUCUCCCCCUCACCUCUCUCCUCUUCCUCCUUGGCCUCUUUCUCGUCCCAUGCACACACAUGCCGCAUGGCAGGAGGGCGAGCGGGCAGCAGUGGUGGCGGGGCAUGAGAGGGCGAGGAGGGCGGAGGGGCUAUUGGAGGAGGAGAGGGCGCGAGCAGGGCAGCUGCAGCAGCGAGUGGCUGCCGUGGAGGGGACUCUUGCGGGGAAGGAGGCGGAAGCGGCUCAGCUGCAGGCCUUGCUGGCAGCUUCGGAGGCCCGAGCCUGUGGCUUGGCGGGGGAGCUUCGGAAGGCGAAGACACAGCUGUCGGUGGAGCAGAGGCGGCUGCAGGGCGCCAGGGAGCGCAUCAUGCUGCGGGACGCUCAAAGGAGGGAGUUUGAGAAGACAGCGAACCACAUAGCAUGUCUUCAGGAGCAGAUGGAGCAGGCACACGAGGAGCAGACAGCCCUAGGGCAGUCGCAGCAGCAGCUGCAGCAGCAGGUGGUGCGCGCACAGCUGCAGCAGCAGCCGCAGCAGCAGCGGCAGCAGCAGCUGCAGCAGCAGAUGCUGAGAGCGCACCUGGAGCAGCAGCAGCAGCUGACGCGCAUGUUUCAAGUGCUGCAGGAUGGGGACGGGGAGGGGAAGGGGUGGGCUGGGGGGAGGGAGAGCGAUGGGUUGGAAGGGGCGGAGGGGAAGCAGGAGGGAGGGGAGGAGGAGGAUGAGGAGAUGACUCAAGAAGCUGAAAUGGGAGACAGACCGGUGGAGGGAGGGGUGGUUGAACUUGGAGUGGUUGGGGGAGGUGAUACGUGCCCUAUUGAAGGUGAGGUGCCUCGUGUGGAAGCUGAGGAACGUGGUGUCGCACAGGAGAGUGAUCGGUUGGGCUCUGGUGAGGAACCGUUGGAUGGUCGGUUUGAUGAGCUGAACAGAGAAUGUGGGCCGUUGGAUGAACGGCUGGAGGAGCUGAUGGAAGCAGAGACGCAGGAGUACAGUGGGGGGCGCGGAAGAAUGCUGGAGGGGUUCUCAGGAGGGAUGCUGGACGAGACUUGUGAGUCGCCUGGUCAAGGAGGGGUGAUGGAAGAGGGGUUCAUGGUAUGGGGAGAGAAGGAGACGGGGGAGGGCGCGGAGGGGGAGGAGGGGGAAGAGGGGGAGGAGGGGUUGGAAAGGGACGGAGCAGCUGGGCACGGAGAGGAGGGGGAGGUGGCAGUCACAGUCACAAGUGCCUGGUGCAUCCCAGCAGCCGACACAGCCGUCCCAGCUGCCCUCACAGCAGCCGUCCCAACAGCCGUCCCAGCAGCCGUCCCAGCAGCCAUCCCAGCAGCCAUCCCAGCAGCAGCCGUCACAGCAGCCGUCACAGGCAGAGUCACAGAGGGCGCUGCAAACACAGGAGCUGCCCCCCACUCAGCUGCUUUCAUCGUCACAAGUGCUGGCCGUGAUGCAGCAGCAGCAGCAGCAGCAGCAGCAGCAGCAGCUGGGGAUGAUGCCAGCACAGGAGCAGCGACAGAAGCAGGAGCAGGAGCAGGAGCAGAAGCAGCAACAGGAGCAGCAGCAGGAGCAGGCGUCGUCACCUUUGCGGAAGCAGGAGCGGGCAGCUUGUGUGAAUAA